UCUUAGUGUUUAUUUUGAUAACAUUCCUUUCCACUAAACUGUUCUGUGUGACUGGUCUCUAAAAACUCACUUCCAGCUGGGGCAACACUUCUACUAAGAGCCUCUUAUUGCUCAUUUGAGGACCUUCCAUCCUUUCUCUGUGGAGCAAAGUAGAUAGAUAAACCUAGGUGGUGCUGCCCAUCCUGUUUUUACUCCUUUUGACCAAAACCCCACCUAUAUUCUUGAUCCUUACUAGUGAAGGGAACAAGAAAGGAGAUGAGAUGAGAUCUGUGCAGGACUUGGAAGUGCUGGACCCAAAGGAGACAACAUUUAUGAAUGGAGGUCAACUAUAUUGGGACCCCCAGGAUCUGUCUAUGAAGGAGGGGUGUUCUUUCUUGACAUUACCUUUUCACCAGACUAUCCGUUUAAACCCCCUAAGUGCAUAUAUACCAUGCAGCAGUUUAGGUACCAAACAUAAAGAGGUUACCUUCCGAACAAGAAUCUAUCACUGUAACAUUAAUAGCCAAGGCGUGAUCUGUCUGGACAUCCUAAAGGACAACUGGAGCCCAGCACUAACCAUCUCUAAAGUCCUCCUCUCCAUCUGCUCACUUCUUACAGACUGCAACCCUGCCGACCCUCUGGUGGGCAGCAUUGCCACACAGUACAUGACCAACAGAGCGGAGCACGACCGGAUGGCCAGACAGUGGACCAAGCGGUACGCCACAUAGGGGCCUGCUGUCUGCGCCCCUGCCGGACCUGUGCAAGCACACUCACCAAGUGCAUCAACCCUACCCACCCCUCCAGACCUCCGUUCUUAUUUUCCUAUUUUUAUUAAAUUUUGAACUGUUUUGUGACGGUAUGUCAUUAUCCUUCCUUCUUCCCCUCUCCCCCUUUCUCCCUAGUUUUAUUUCCUUUUUGAUUUCUGUUAACUUGAAAGAUUUGAGAUAUUUUUCCCCCACCUCAUUGUGGAUGGGAACUUUUGUUUUCAGUGCAAACAAUGUUGAAUCUGUAAUAGUAAGAGCUUUCUUACAAAGCUUUGUAUUACGUGUUGUUUUGGGUUUUGUUGUUGUUUUAUUUUGAUUUUUUUUCCUUUUAUGUGAUCUUCAGGAAAACAUGUUCAAAAUUAUAUCUCGUUUCUACUUAAAUGUAGUGUUUAGGGUUAAUUUUUUGUACUGAAGUCUUUAUUGGUGGGUGCAUGCUACUGGGAACAAGAUUUUGUACAAAAGCUUCAAUCAGAAUCACUGUGCAUUACUGAGACUCUGUUUAUCACUAGCCUUCUGUCCCCCACACAGAAGACUGUUGCAUUGAACAAAAUAAUAUGUAUUUUGAUUUACUUAAAGUGCUUGUAAAUUUCUUAGGGACCUGCCACUUUUGACUGUGGAUCAGUUGAUGUACACUUGUAUUAUUAAAGCGCUCAAUAAAUCACUGUGGCUGAUAAAUUCACUUCUGGUAACUGGGAGCUUGCUUUGUGUCCUAGUGGCAGUGAGGCUUGACUAGUACGAC
This is a messenger RNA of Castor canadensis (American beaver), 1482 nucleotides long. Lineage: Eukaryota; Metazoa; Chordata; Mammalia; Rodentia; Castoridae. The record is from RefSeq and is a predicted model, not a curated record.